Messenger RNA from Paramecium pentaurelia, 3399 nucleotides. The record is from the annotation of a GenBank genome assembly. NCBI's taxonomy places the organism in Eukaryota, Ciliophora, Oligohymenophorea, Peniculida, Parameciidae.
AUGUUUGGAGAGACCUUCGAAACAAUGGAAGAAUAAUAUAAUCCAACAAUUAUUACAUAUUAAACAAGAAAGGCCAAGAAUUGUGCUGAUUAAAUGGAUAUGCCAGAGCUUCCAAGAAUAAAACAUUUUGCAGGCCUUAAAAAUUAAGGUGCUACAUGUUACUUGAACAGCUUAAUACAAUCAUAUUAUAUGUGUCCUGAGUUUAGAAAAGUCAUUCUUUAAUUACCAUUAUGCAAAGAAACAAUUGAAGAUUCAGCUAAUUUAGCUUAGAAUGAAAGCAGAAAUAGAUUCCUAUUAGAGUUUUAGAAGUUAUUCAUAAAAAUGUAGAGUUUGUAAUCAAAGGCAACAUCAACUGAAGCAUUGACUUCUAGUUUUGGUUGGAAUGAUGGUCAAUAAAUGUUAUAAUAAGAUGUGUCAGAUGCUAAUAAGUAAGAAUGAAAUAAAUAUACUUAAGAGUACUAUUUGAGACACUUGAUAGAUCCUUAUAUGGUACUCCUUUUAUUAUUGCACCAUUUUAUAAAGGAGUGGUAUUUCAUCAUAUAACUUGUUUGAAUUGCAAUAAUUCUCAUGGUAAUGAAGAGAUCAUGUAUGAUUUGAAUAUUUAAGUGGAAGGCAAUAAAAAUUUAUCUGAAGGAUUAUUCAGUUAUAUUAAUCCAUUUUUAUUGGAUGGUACCAAUUAAUAUUUUUGUGAUAUAUGUGGUUUUAAAGUAAUAUAAAUAUUCAAUAUUAAUAGGUAGAUGCAUUGAAAGGAGACAAGAUUAGGAAAUUACCAUCAAUAUUGACUAUAACUUUGAAUAGAUAUACAUUUGAUUAUGAAAGAAUGCAAAGAGUGAAAUUAAAUGAUAGAUUUGAAUUUCCAUUAGAAAUAGAGAUGGGAGCAUAUUUAGAAAAUCCAGUUGAUAAUUUGAUAUAUGAGUUAUAAGGUAUAAUAAUUCAUAGAGGUAAUGCUCAUGGAGGACAUUAUUUUGCUUAUUUUAGAGAUUUAUUGGAUGAAGGAGAUUGGUUAUCUCACAUUCCAGAAUAUUGGUAAGAGAAAGUAGAAUGUUAAUAAUAAAUGAAAAAAAAUGAAGAUGAGGUUGAUUAUGAUGAAGUUUAAUUGCCAUUUGAGAUUAGUAAUCCUAAGGUUGCAUAAGGAUGGUAUGAUUUCAAUGAUAACUCUGUUAUUCCUAUACCUGUUAAUAAGAUAUAAAAAUAAUAUUAGGGAUCAGAGAGUGCUUAUAUUUUGAUUUAUAGGGAUAGGAAUUUGGUACCAUCUAAAUUAUCAAAGGAGGAGAUACCUAAAUAUCUAUAUGAUUAUGUGAAUAAAUUAAAUGAAAAGAUUGAAUAAGAUAGAUAGGUUUAUGAGGAAGCUAAAUAACAUAUUAUUAUAACAGUAGCAGAUGCUUCAAUUAUUGAUUUAUAAAAUCAUAAAUUAUUAGAUGAGAAAUAUGAAAAAGUAACAUAUAAAUUAAGAUUAUCUUAAAAAAUUUAAUAAUUAUAUGAAUAAAUUAAUAAAGAUGGAUAUUGGCUCUUAGAAUUUUAAGAAAAUUAUUAAAAUAAACUAUUACAUUUUCCAAGAUAUUUAAAGAAUUUAGAAAGUACAUUAGAAGAAGAAAAGGUUGAACAUGAAUCAACUUGGAUAUUGGUUAAGAAAGAUUAAGAUAUUCCUUAAGUAGGAUUGUAAAAAGUACCUUAUAGACUUAAUUUAAUCAUUAAUAAACAACCUUAGUCUUUUUUAUUGUAUAUUUCAACUACAUUAUUGGAAUUAAAAUAAUUGAUAUUUGCAUUGUGUGGAAUUCCUGAAAAUGAAUAAGAAUUAAGAAAUGUUCAAAAUUAAAAAAUAAUAUCAGAUUUGAGUGAUGAAACAUAAUUGGGAGAUAUGUAAUUAACUUUUGAAACUUAAAUAUUGGUUAAGAAAAAGAUGCCAGUUUAGAAUGUUAACAAAAAUGAGAAAGAUUUAUAAGUAGGAGAUGAUAUUGUAUCAAUUUUAGUAGAAUAAGGUGAUAAAGUUGGAGUUUCUAAAUUUUGUAAAGAUUUAUUUCUUAUUUAUUUUAGAUGUGAAUAUGAAUUAGACUGUUUAAGAAUUGAUUGAAUUUAUUAAGGAAUAAUUUGGAAUAAUUGAUGCUCAUAGAUUAAGAAAUCUUAAUGGAUCAAUCCUAUUUUGUAAGACUGAUCUUUCUAUUUAAUUAAAGGAAUUUUAGGAUUUUAGAGAAGGGUAAUUUGUUAUUAUAACAAUAUUUUAGUGGAGCAAGAUUAUAAAUAGAAAAGGGAGAAGUUCCUGAAAAUGGAAAGAUUUCAAUAGUAGUUCAAUAUAAGGAAUAGAAUAUAGAAAUACAUGUUGAUCCUAGAGAAGAUAAGAUUGAAUAGAUUAAAUUAGAAUCAUGCAAAUCUUUUAAUUUGGAUUCUUCUUAACAUAGACUUUAUAAAGUAGAUUGGUUAUAAGUUGCAUCUGAAGGAUUAACUGAUGAAACUAAAACAGUUUCUUAAUGUUAUUUAAGAGAUAGAGAUUUACUUAUGUUAUGUGAUAAAACAGCAUAAAUUGAUUGUGAAUUGAUAAGAUUCCAACUUUAUUCAACUACUACUGGUUAUCCUGAUGAUUGUUUAUUUUAAAAACAUGAAACUAUGAGAAAAGAUGCCACUUUAAAAGAUUUGAAAUAAAUGAUUAUUUCUACUUUUGGAUUGAAUAUAGAUAUUGAUCAUUUAAGAGUAAGAGAUAUCAAUAAAAACAGAUUUUUUGGAUAAGUUUUUAGAAAAUUAGAAUUACCUUUAUAAAAAUUAUAAUUCUCUACUAAUGAUAUUGUUUAUUAAGUUUUAAAUAAUCCAGAAAAUUUAAAAGAUGAUGAAAUGCUCUUAUUAAUUAAAUAGAGAGAUCCUAUAAAUAAAGUAUACAUCAAACCAUAAGAAUUUAUUUUUAAAACAUCUAAGACUCCUACUCUAAAUGAUUUGAAAGAAUAGAUCUAAAAUUUUAUUGGAAUUGAAGAAGGAAAUGAAAUACAAUUAGCUAAAUUUAUUAUUUAUGAAUUCUAAUGGUUACAUAUAAACCCUAAUGGUCUAUAGAAAUAAUAAUAAGGUAAAAGUAAAGGUAAACAGGGUAAAUAAGGAAAUUAAAAUAAUAAUAAAUAAGUUUAAUAAACUUAGAAAUAAUAAUAAUAAAAUAUUUGUGAUAAUUUAAAAAAAAAUCCAAUCAAUUUAGGAGAAGGAGGUAAUAAAUAUUAUAUUCAAUUAGAUUUUAUUGGUUACAGAAUUGGCAAUCAUCCAAAUGAUGACUUCCAAACUAAAGAAGAUAAUGAAGUAUAUAUUUAUAAUUAAACUUUAUUAGCUAAGAGAAAGAAUGAUUGCUGCUCGCAAAAACAAACACAAUGCUUUAGGAUCAAUUAAAAGAUAGUAAGAAUAAGGUUUUGUUGUAGAUAUUGAGUGAUA